AUGAAAGAAUUAAUUUACAAUCGCAGUAAUUCGAAACGUCAACCAAGAGCACAAAAUGGAUUUGUUCUUUUUCGGAAAGAUUUAAAUGCUUUUAUUAAAGAUUCAAAAUUAACGAUCGGUGAUGUUUCACGUCUCGCCUGCAAGCUAUGGAAUGGAAAUCCUUCUUGUAAGUUAUGGGAAAACAUUAAUGUUAAUGAAAUAAAACUUUUUUAUAAUAAACUAGCAGAAAUCGCAAAGAAGGUUCAUGGACGUUCUUUUCCAGGAUACAAAUAUAGCCCAAAACGUAAAAAAUUGCAUUAUGCCAAUUCGCAUUAUGCUAAUUUGCAUUGUUACGAACCAUAUUACUACUCUAAUAGUAGUUAUGUUUUUGAACAAAACCAACGUCCUAUUAAGAAUUUC
Molecule: messenger RNA, 399 nt
Organism: Dentiscutata erythropus
Lineage: Eukaryota; Fungi; Glomeromycota; Glomeromycetes; Diversisporales; Gigasporaceae
Source: the annotation of a GenBank genome assembly